CUUUUAGACGAACUUAAUAUAAACUUUUCUUUACCAUUCAAAAAUUUUACUGAAGUUGUUAAAAGAGAAGUUGAAACAUUUAAAGAACUUUCAGAAAACUUAAACCAUCAGACUAUAGAAAAGGCUCGAACCAAUAGCGACGCACAACUAGCACAAGUGGGCGCGCUAAAAAGUUUGUCCCACGCCCAAAAAGUAGAAGCUGUUUUUAAUGAUCGAACUUUACAAGAACUUUUUGGGAAGUUGAAAGACGAGUUAUUAAAAAUUAUUGAAAAUAUAGAAGCAAAAAGGACUUUGUUAUUCUCUCGGCUCGACCAAUGUCUUCACGAAAUGGAUUCACUAAAUAAUAUACAAACUAACUCCUCUUCAGAACUGUAUAGAAAGUUGGAUGAUCUUCUCUCGAUUCAAACAACAACCAUCUCAACAGUAAAGCAAUAUUUAUCUAAUCAGGUUCUCGAUCGCACGCAGCAUCGCGAAGCUGUUAAAGCAGAACUUUUGGAAAAACUUCGAGGGGUACUGGAUUCUUACUUUUCUGCUGAACAGCAAGGAGAUGAGAAGUUUGCCACUUAUAUGAAAUCUAAUUUCCAAUUGGUGGAAAAUUCGAUUGAAAAUAUUUCCAAUAAUCUUCUUGCUAACAUCCAGAUGGACGCAAAUAAUUUGUCCAAACACAUGGUUUCAUAUUCGGACGCAUUAAAAAAUAUACAAUCGGAAAAUGAAUCUCGAAGUUCUCAGUUGUCAGUGGACGCCACUCUAGCCGUGGACUACGUUGAUAGUGCAAAGUCCACCAGUGAGCAACGAGAGAAAAAGGUUUCGGAUAUUAUUGGCUCUUACAAAAAGCUCGUGGAAACUAAAGCAGAUGAAUUUAUAUCUUCAGAAAAAAGUUUUAUUUCUGAACUGACUACUUCGCUUGACAACCAUGAUACGGAUAGCAAAUUUUUACUUGGCCAAUUUUUAGAAAAACUUUCUUUCGAGAAAGAAGGUAUUAAUGAAAAGUUAAGCUUUAUAUCUGAGGCUAUUCAACUUCGUAAUAAUUCAGCUUCUCACGAAUACCAAGAACUUAAUAACACUCGAAAUAAGCUGGUCGCCCAUGUGGACCAACUUCAUAAUGAAACAGGAGAGCACGUGGUCUCCUAUCCGUCUUGCGAGGGUGUACCACUGCCGGACGAGACUCCCGCACUUUGGAGUUCUGAAGAAAGAAAAGAAAAGUUGAAACUACUGCAAAACUUAUUGAAAUCUGAAGAAACUGAUAAUAUUCAACAUUUUCAAGAACUCAAAGAACCGACGACUUUUGAAAAUGAUGAAAACGUUGAAUUCAUUGCAUUAUCUUCUAAAAGGAAGAAGACCAAUAAUGACACUGCUCUGAAUAAUGAAGAAAAACCCACACUGGAACGCGUUUCACAGAGAAAUAGAACGCCAUUACUUGAAAAGUCCUAA
Zophobas morio is the source of this 1431-nucleotide messenger RNA. RefSeq lists its product as uncharacterized. The transcript has 15 exons. NCBI's taxonomy places the organism in Eukaryota, Metazoa, Arthropoda, Insecta, Coleoptera, Tenebrionidae. Bases 328 to 1431 code for a protein of 367 amino acids. The record is from RefSeq and is a predicted model, not a curated record.